AUGUGCAUUGACUACCGGCGACUCAACAAAGCCACUAGGAAGGACCAUUUUCCACUACCCUUUAUGUAUCAGAUGCUUGAGAGGUUAUCAGGACAAGAGUUAUAUUGCUUCCUAGAUGGUUAUUCGGGUUACAACCAGAUCUCAGUGAACCCUGAAGAUCAGGAG
Trifolium medium is the source of this 165-nucleotide messenger RNA. NCBI's taxonomy places the organism in Eukaryota, Viridiplantae, Streptophyta, Magnoliopsida, Fabales, Fabaceae. The record is from the annotation of a GenBank genome assembly.